Molecule: messenger RNA, 3048 nt
Organism: Magnolia sinica
Lineage: Eukaryota; Viridiplantae; Streptophyta; Magnoliopsida; Magnoliales; Magnoliaceae
Product: disease resistance protein At4g27190-like
Exons: 2
Coding region: 89-3007 (972 amino acids)
Molecular function (GO): protein binding; ADP binding
Source: RefSeq, a predicted model, not a curated record
UGCUAAAACAUUUUCUUUCCGAUACUUGCGAUACUUCGGCGUUUUUUCUUUUUCUUUUAUCUACCAAGGAAUCCAAAGAACAGUGGCUAUGGAUGUCAUUGGACCCAUCAUUGAAAUUCUGAAGCACCUAUGGGCACCUUUUUGUCGACUAUAUAGCGAUGCCAAAAGCCUCAAACAGAAUCUGGAUACCCUAAGAAGGAAAAUGGAAGAAUUAAGUCACCAAGAACAAGAUAUAAAGAUGAAAUUGAAUAGAGGCGAGGUACAUGCAGGGAAGAAGCCUAAGAAUGAAGUCCAACUAUGGCAGGAAAAUGUACAAAAAGCAGAGUAUGAAGCGCAUAUCAUAGAAGAAAAAUCAAGAGAGAACAUGAGUUGCUUGAGAGGGUGUUUUCCAAAUUACUAUUCCCGUCUAAAGUUGAGCAAGCUUGCGGUGGAAAGGAUCAAGAUAGUGGAUGAGCUUCAAGAGAAGGGCCGGCUCUUUAGUGAUUUGUUUGCUGAUUCACCUCUAGAUGGUGGAAGGACCUUAGCGACAACAACGUUAGUUGGUAGAACCACAGCAGAUAGAACAAUGGAGGCGAUUUGGGAAUGGUUGAUGGAUGUUCAGGUUGGAAUAAUUGGUGUUUAUGGCAUGGGGGGAAUUGGCAAGACAACGAUCAUGAAGCAUGUUUUCAAUCGACUCGUUGAAGCAUCGGCUUUUGAUAGUGUCAUCUGGGUAACUGUGUCUAAAGCUUCAAACUUGGAGCAGUUUCAAAACGUUGUCUCAAGGGCAUUGGAUAUAGAGUUCUCUAACAAUGCAGAUGAAAUGAGAAGAUCGCAGGAGUUAUUUGCAGCUUUGAAGAGGAGGAAAAAAUUUGUGCUCAUCUUGGAUGACAUGUGGGUUGCAUUUCCUCUAGAGUGGGCAGGGAUUCCAAAACCUGAGGUAGAAAAUGGCUGCAAGUUGGUAUUGACGACUCGUUCUUUCGAAAUUUGUCAAGGUAUGGAAACACAAAGGGCAAUUAAGGUGGAAGUUCUUUCUGAAGAGGAAGCGUGGGAAUUAUUCAAGGAAAAAGUUGGUGGUGGUGUUUUCUCUCCACAAGUAGAAGAAAUAUCAAAGCUUGUUGCUAAAGAAUGUUGUCAAUUACCUCUUGCAAUCAUCAGUGUCGGCCGGAGUAUGAGGGAGGUGAAUGACAUCAGGAUUUGGAGAAACACGUUGAAUGAAUUGCAAAGUUCGACGACGGAGAUCAGAAGCAUGGAAGAAGAUGUGUUUGCACGUCUACAAUUCAGUUAUACUCGCCUAAAAAAUGACACAAUCCGAGCUUGUUUCUUAUACUGUGCAUUGUAUCCCGAAGAUUUUGCUAUUCCCAGCAAGGGCCUAAUAGAAAACUGGAUCGGGGAGGGGUUUAUAGAUGACUUGGGAAACAGAGAAGCCGAAAUGGAUAAGGGGCAUGCUAUAUUGAAUGAACUCCAAUAUGCAUGCAUGUUGGAAGGUGCUUCCGAUGGAAUUUAUGGCGAAUGUGUUAAGAUGCAUGAUUUGGUUAGAGAUAUGGCCCUUCGCAUCACACGAGAUAGUCCUCGGUUUUGGGUGAAAGCCGAUGUCGGGUUAACGGAAAUGCCAAAAGUUGAGGAAUGGGUGGAAGAUGUUCAAAGGAUAUCAUUGAUGAGAAACAAAAUAGAGAUACUUACAGGUCAACCGAACUGCCCUAGACUCUCUACCUUGUUGUUGCAAGAAAAUCGCUUCUUGAAGUACAUCUCUCAUUCCUUCUUUGAGCAUAUGAACAGCCUUAGAGUUCUAGACCUAUCGUAUACGAAGAUUGAGGAGCUUCCACAGUCACUUUCCAACUUGGCAAACCUCCACAUACUCCGUUUGCAUUAUUGUGUAGGAUUGAGGAAACUGCCUUCACUAGCAAAUCUCAAGUCACUGAGAGUGUUGGACCUCUAUUAUGCCCCCAUUGAAGAAUUGCUACAAGGGAUGGAAGGAUUGGUUAACCUCAGACGUCUUGAACUCUCUUGGACGCAUAAACUUCACAUGUUCCCAGCAGGGAUUGUAUCCAGGCUCUCCCUCCUAGAAGACCUAAUAAUGUAUGGGAACCCAUGGCGAUGGUCAUCGAACUCAACAGAGACAGGAGGAGGUAGCAUUGAUGAAAUUAAGAGCUUAACCCGGUUAGCAAAUCUUAGCAUCCACAUUGCAGAUGUGCCAAGCUUCCUUAACUAUGUUAGAUCUAUGAAGUGGCAAACAUUGAAAAGCUUCCACCUCAUGGUUGGGCUGACUUCAGAAUCUAUAUCACUUCCGUCAGACUGUACUGUAGAAUUUCACGGUUGCGAUCUCGUUAGCCAUAAGAACUCUCUCAUGGUCCCAAACAGCACUCGAGUCUUAGGCAUCAGUAAGUGCAAUAUCACUCGGUUGUCAGAAUUUUCUAGCUUAUUAAAUGCGGCGGAGUUUAAAGAAUGUUAUAUCCGUAAUUGUGAUGUGAUGCAGUGCAUUUUAAUGGAUGAUGAGAACACCUUCCUGAGCUUAGAGACGUUAGACCUUAAGCUUCUGCCUAGUUUAAGUUCUCUCUACAAGGGCAUCAUGCCACAUGGCACCCUUGGAAGCCUGAAGAACUUGUACAUUGGCUUUUGUAAUAACCUGAAGAAUCUGCUCUCACUUGAAUUGUUAAAUCACCUUCAAAACCUUGAACAAGUUAAAAUCCGCUAUUGUGAACUGAUGGAGGAGGUGGUAGGGGAAGAAGGUGAGAUCGUUGAAGACAUAACUGAUACCACCACUAGCAUAAUACUCCCAAGGUUGAAGAGAUUGAGUGUGAGUGGAUUAAAAGAAUUGAAGAGCAUUUGUAGGAGGAAAGUCAUUUGUAAUUCUCUAUGUACUAUCAGAGUUCGUGGAUGUCCGAAGCUGAAGAAGCUCCCUCUCUUUGAUAAUAUCCCACCCACUCUUAAGGAGAUCAAAGGAGAGAGGGAAUGGUGGGACGCACUAGAGUGGGACGAUGCUAAUGUCAAGACAUUCCUCCAACGCCGAUUCAUAGAAAUAGAAUCGUGAAAUUGCAAAUGAAAGAAGAAGACGUGCUAUUUUACUCUCUA